This is a messenger RNA of Helianthus annuus (common sunflower), 1218 nucleotides long. Its product is annotated as zinc finger BED domain-containing protein RICESLEEPER 2-like. Bases 1 to 1218 code for a protein of 405 amino acids. The record is from RefSeq and is a predicted model, not a curated record. NCBI's taxonomy places the organism in Eukaryota, Viridiplantae, Streptophyta, Magnoliopsida, Asterales, Asteraceae. Gene Ontology annotation, molecular function: DNA binding. The transcript is spliced from 3 exons.
AUGUACAGGGAGAUGUUGGCGAUUUCAAUUAUCAAACAUAACUACCCUUUCAGCUAUGUUGAACAUGAGGAAACAAGAAAGUUGCACAAAUUUAUACACGGUGAUGUGAAAUUCAUAACAAGAAAUACCGCAAAGGCGGAUGUCUUAAAAAUAUACGAGCGAGAGAAGAUGAUUAUUAAAGACAAGUUAGAAAAGAGUUAUACCCCUCCACACAGUGGUUCCAUUUUAGCAGAGCACUUGAUCAAUUUUUUAGCAGAUUGGGGCAUCGAGAAAAAAGUUUUUACCAUCACACUAGACAAUGCAAAAUACAAUGACAUAUUAGUAGAUCGUUUGAAAGGUCAUUUGCGUUUGAAUAACGCAUUAGUGUGUGAUGGAGAUUUUACUCAUGUGCGUUGUUCAGCGCACGUGCUAAAUCUUAUCGUUCAAGCCGGAUUGAAAGCAAUUGAAGGGGCCAUUGAAAAGGUUCGAGAGUCGGUGAAAUAUGUGAGAGCAAGUGCUGCUAGGAAGUAUAAGUUUGCGGAAUGCAUACAAAUACUUUCACUACAAUGUGGGAAGCAUGUUCGUCAAGAUAUUGUAACGAGAUGGAACUCUACAUAUCUUAUGCUUGAUUGUGCAUUAGCUUAUCAACGGGCUUAUACUCGGUUAGCCUUAGUUGAUUCAGUUUUUAAAACUUCUCCGUCAGAAGAGGAAUGGGCAAGGGUGGAAAUAAUCACACGACUUUUGAAACCUUUUUAUGAAAUCACUACUUUGUUUUCUGGAAGCUCCUAUCCUACCUCGAACUUAUAUUUUCAUCACGUGUGGAGAAUUCAGUUGUAUAUUGAAGAGGAGAUGUGCAAUGCGGAUCAAGUUAUUAGUGACAUGGCGAAAGACAUGAAAGAAAAGUUUGAUAAAUAUUGGAAAAAUUAUUCCAUGAUUUUGUCUUUUGCGGUUAUUCUAGAUCCUCGGUACAAGGUUAAGCUUGUUGAAUAUUGUUUUUCAAAGCUUAACAUGACAUUUGAAGAGCGUGAAAUGAAAUUGAAGUGUAUUGUGGAUGGUAUGCAUAAGCUAUAUGAUACAGAGUAUAAUAUUCAAUCGAAGACAAUGCAUGAUUCUUUAAUACCCGAGAGUUCAAAUGUUGGUGGCAAUACGCUCGAUGAAAUGGAUGGGUUCGAUACAUUUCAAAGCCAAUUCAAAGUUGCUGAUAAUGAAAAGUCACAGUUGACAUUGAAAAUCAAGUAA